Molecule: messenger RNA, 768 nt
Organism: Oldenlandia corymbosa var. corymbosa
Lineage: Eukaryota; Viridiplantae; Streptophyta; Magnoliopsida; Gentianales; Rubiaceae
Source: the annotation of a GenBank genome assembly
AUGGCAAGCUCAAGCUCUCUCAGACCAGUUUAUUCUUCUCUUAAAUUUCCCAACCUAAAUCCACUUUCUAAUGCUGAAUCACAUCAUGUUAAGCUUGGAUUUAAUCCUUCAAGUCCACUUUCGAUGGAGAUAAGGAUCUCAACGACCGGUCAACAGAAUUCUACCAGAAGGAGCGCCAAAAAUGUUCCAACCAAAGCAUUCUUCUUCAACAUGGGAAAGCCAAAGCCAGAGCCUGAAAAACCAGGUAAAGUUCAAGAACUGUAUGUAUACGAGAUCAAUGAAAGGGACAGGGGCAGCCCAGCAUACUUGAGGCUGAGCCAAAAGGAAGUGAAUUCUCUUGGGGAUUUGGUGCCAUUCACCAACAAGCUAUACUCUGGUGACCCACAGAAAAGGCUAGGCAUCACAUCAGGCUUAUGUGUGCUGAUUAAACAUGAGCCUGAAAAGAAAGGUGAUAGAUAUGAGGCCAUCUACAGCUUCUAUUUUGGAGAUUAUGGUCACAUCUCAGUCCAGGGUCCAUAUUUGACCUAUCAAGACACACAUUUGGCUGUGACUGGUGGAUCAGGAAUAUUCCAUGGGGUGCAUGGGGUGGUGAAGCUGCAGCAGAUUGUGUUCCCAUUCAAGCUGUUUUAUACAUUUUACCUGAAAGGAAUCCAGGAUUUGCCUGCUGAGUUGGUGUUUAAGCCUGUUGUCCCAAUUCCUACUGUUGAGCCAUCAGCUUCUGCAAAGGCUGCUGAGCCUCAGGCAACUAUCCCUAACUUCACUAAUUGA